Molecule: messenger RNA, 333 nt
Organism: Parnassius mnemosyne (clouded apollo)
Lineage: Eukaryota; Metazoa; Arthropoda; Insecta; Lepidoptera; Papilionidae
Source: the annotation of a GenBank genome assembly
AUGGAAGAAAACCGCGAUGAGGGCGGUGGUGAUACGAGAAGUGAAGAUGAUUUGACCGAAGAAGUGUUACCGGAGCGUCCUAAGCGCGAAGUGCUAGUCAGUGCACGCGGUAGACGUGCUUGCUCGGAGCAGGGGCCUCACCCUCUACUACAUCUGCAACAUGGCGCAGCUCACUUGUGGGGGGCUAAUAGUGGCCGGCGUGGUUGGAGUCGGAAGAGGACUUCAGCGCCGCAGAUGAGUAAUACCCAUGGUUCGAUGCCGCGUGUGGCACUCGUGCUGCGUUCACGUCGCAGUUGGCCAGUCGCGCCUCAAUCGUAUCGCAGGUACAUAUAA